Messenger RNA from Pundamilia nyererei, 1218 nucleotides. It is a transcript of the gene hemk2, whose product is annotated as HemK methyltransferase 2, ETF1 glutamine and histone H4 lysine. Gene Ontology annotation, molecular function: protein methyltransferase activity; S-adenosylmethionine-dependent methyltransferase activity; nucleic acid binding. NCBI's taxonomy places the organism in Eukaryota, Metazoa, Chordata, Actinopteri, Cichliformes, Cichlidae. The record is from RefSeq and is a predicted model, not a curated record. Gene Ontology annotation, cellular component: eRF1 methyltransferase complex. Gene Ontology annotation, biological process: methylation. Bases 167 to 823 code for a protein of 218 amino acids. The transcript is spliced from 6 exons.
UAUAAGGAAGUACAGCGAGAACGUCUCCGGGGCUGAGCUACCUUUAUUUUUAGCAUGAGUUUAGGCAUAUUGUCAUCAAACAUUAAACAGUGGCUCUGCCGAGCUUGAUUCCUUAGUGUGGGCCAGCAGAUGGAGGAGCGGAUAUUUAGUGAGCUGUAGAGUGAGCAUGAGUACGAGCUACCCCACGCCGCUUUAUUCCCACGCUGGACGAGGAGACUUCCGAGAGGUUUACGAGCCGGCGGAGGACUCCUUCCUCCUGAUUGAUGCUCUGGAGAAAGACGCAGACCGGCUACAGCGGAUGAGCCCGUGUGUAUGUUUGGAGGUGGGCAGUGGCUCAGGAGUGGUGUCUGCAUUCCUGGCGUCGGUGGUGGGACCUUCGGCUUUAUAUAUUUGCACUGAUGUGAAUCCUGCAGCAGCACAAUGCACAGCAGAGACUGCUUCCUGUAACAGGGUGUCCCUGCAGCCGGUGAUCACAGACCUGGCUGACUCUCUUCUCCCCCAGCUGUGUGGGAAAGUGGACAUACUCCUCUUUAACCCUCCCUACGUGGUUACGCCUUCAGAAGAGGUGGGCAGCACAGGCAUCGAAGCCGCCUGGGCUGGAGGGGAGAGAGGGCGAGAGGUGACAGACAGAUUUCUGCCAGCUGUGGUGCAGCUGCUGUCCGAUAAAGGGCUGUUUUACCUCAUCACAAUUGCUGAGAAUGAUCCAGAGGAGAUCAUCCACCUACUGAGCCAAAGUGGCUUGAAGGGAGAGUCCUGUUUGUCUACAAGAGCGAGAAACGAGAGGCUGUCCGUCCUGCGUUUCCACAGGAACCAACAAACAUGACCUCCUUGGACAUGUUUGUCCAGGAUGCAUUUCUUUUAGCCCCUGAGGUAGAAUUCAACAAGAGCAAAUCAUGGACAACUGGACUGCUGUUGAAUCUCCAGAGGACGAACAGCAUGGGAAAACUGCAAGGAAUUGGAUCAAAGGAUAUUUGUAAUCCAAGCUGGCUCCAUGGAAGGACAUUUAGUCCUAAAUGUCCUUCCAUGUAGCCAUGGACAAAAAACAGCCACUAUAAAAAUAAAUGAUUGAAAUCCUUAUAAUUGACUGUUUGCAUUCAACCACAGUUUUUAUUAUCAAGUCACCAAUGAUAACAUUCAAAACCUCAUAAUCAAGCAUUCAGAUACUGUAACAAGAAGGCUCAUCAUGCUAAAUCUGUUAUUUAGUGAGUCCAAUGCAAA